CUCUCGGUCUUGGGAGAAGCUAAAUUUUACAGGCAAAAGUGUUGUUGAUGGCAUCAAACUGAAAUCCAUAGACGGCGAAACGAUACCAACCGCUGAAUCAGUAAGAGUGUAAUCAAGUAUCAUAAAUGCGAAAUUACAAGAUUGUAUGAUAAAAAAAAGAACUUUUGGUUACUUGUAAAGAGUACGACAACAUAAACCGCAUAAUUGUGUCAUAAUGACAAGACGUGCACGAGUACGAAUUCUUAUUACCGAGUCCAAAUUGUACAAUAAGGUGGAUUUCCACUCCAAAUGUCUUGUAAUGUUGAUAGUAAUGUGAUUCAAUGAUUGGUUUAGUCAUAUAAACACAUAUACUACUUAAUUGUGUCAUAAUGAGAAAACGUGCACGAGUACGAACUAUUAUUACCGAGUCCAAAUUGUAUAAUAAGGUGGAUUUGCACUCCAAAUGUCUUGUAAUGUUGAUAACCAUGUGAUUCAAUGAUUGGUUUAGUCAUAUAAACACAUAAACCGCUUAAUUGUGUCAUAAUGACAAGCUGUGCACCAGUACGAACAAGUCAUUUGGAGUGCAAAUCUACCUUAUUAUACAAUUUGGACUCGGUACUAAGAGUUCUUAAACUUGCACUUCUUAUUAAACCAAUCAUUGAAUCACAUGUCUAUCAACUUUACAAGAUUAAAUUUUUUUAAGGGAAAUUAAGGGGAUUGUUGGAAAUCUUAUGGCGUCCAGCCAACCACGGGAGGUGAGAUUUUGCACAAAUGGGCGACGACAACAGUCUAUCACCACGGCCACUUGUGGCAAACUGGCAAAUCGAGCCCCACCAAUAACCCUUAGCCACGUGUCGCGCUCACAUAAACUCUAGUAGAUUUCCAGUGGAUGAGAAUUUUAAUCAUCUUCCCCCACCAAUUAUAAGCUUUCCCAUCGCCAUUUCCCAUUUUCCACUCCCUUCUCCAGCUCCAGCAAUCUUCCACCACCCUGAAAACCAGCCACAACAAUGGCGGCAGAGAUGGCCCUGGCAAAACCCAUCAUCUCCAAAUUCACCACCACUUCCAGUAGAAGCAGCAGCAGCAGGCUCUCGUUCUGCUCCAUCAGAAUGUCGGCCACCUCUACCACCGCGGCCGCCGGCGGGACCAAGAAGAAGCUGCAGAAGACGGCGAUAAAGGAGACGCUGCUGACCCCGCGGUUCUACACCACGGACUUCGACGAGAUGGAGACGCUGUUCAACUCGGAGAUCAACAAGCAGCUGAACCAGGAGGAGUUCGAAGCCCUGCUGCAGGAGUUCAAGACCGAUUACAACCAGACCCACUUCGUCAGGAACAAGGAGUUCAAGGAAGCCGCCGACAAGAUGCAAGGCCCGCUCCGCCAGAUCUUCGUCGAGUUCCUCGAGCGCUCCUGCACCGCCGAGUUCUCCGGGUUCCUCCUCUACAAAGAGCUCGGCAGGAGGCUUAAGAAAACCAAUCCAGUGGUGGCGGAGAUCUUUUCGCUCAUGUCGAGGGAUGAAGCCAGGCACGCAGGGUUUCUGAACAAGGGGUUGUCAGAUUUCAACCUGGCACUGGAUUUGGGGUUCCUCACGAAGGCGAGGAAGUACACGUUCUUCAAGCCGAAGUUCAUCUUCUACGCGACCUACCUGUCGGAGAAGAUAGGGUACUGGAGGUACAUUACCAUCUACAGGCAUCUCAAGGCCAACCCGGAGUACCAGUGCUACCCGAUCUUCAAGUACUUCGAGAACUGGUGCCAGGACGAGAAUCGCCACGGUGAUUUCUUCUCCGCGUUGAUGAAGGCUCAGCCACAGUUCCUCAAUGACUGGAAGGCCAAGCUCUGGGCUCGAUUCUUCUGCCUCUCUGUGUAUGUCACGAUGUACCUCAAUGACUGUCAGAGAUCAGAUUUCUAUGAAGGGAUUGGACUCAACACGAAAGAGUUUGACAUGCAUGUCAUCAUUGAGACGAACAGGACGACAGCCAGGAUAUUCCCGGCAGUGCUGGACGUGGAGAACCCCGAGUUCAAGAGAAAGCUGGACAGGAUGGUGGAGAUUAACCAGAAGCUGCUGGCUGUUGGAGAGACCGACGAUAUUCCAUUGGUGAAGAACUUGAAGAGAAUACCUAUUGUUGCAGCUCUUGUUUCGGAGAUCAUAUCAGCAUACCUGAUGCCGCCCAUCGAGUCUGGAUCCGUGGACUUGGCUGAAUUCGAGCCACGCCUUGUUUACUGAUUUGAUAGGAUUCUUGAUUAGUUGUCGCCUUUUCACUCCAUGUGUCUGUCUUCAGCUUUGCGAGUCUGUGCUUUGUCCAUGUUGAGACAUGAGAGAGCUUUGUGACAUAAUAUUCACUUUGUUAAAACUUAAAACACACUGCACACUCGUUAAAACCCUGCAAUUAUCUGCUACUCAAACAUUUAUACAAGCUCCUCUAAAAACCCUGAUACUUGGAAACAAUGCCAUGUCAUUUCUUCCAUAGGAGGUGAAAGACACAAACCGAUCUAGCUAGCACAUUAUUAUCCAGUAUUAUCAUCAUAAAUUGCCACACUCGACGCAUUACUCUUGUUAUUACUAGUUGCUACACAACCUUGAAAAUGUACCCUUGAAGAAAUUCCUCUAGACCUGAAGCUGAAUCCCCAUCCUACACAAUGCUACAUGUACAGUUUGAAAUUUUCCUUCCCCUUAUGACCUGGACCUGCAUUGAGGAAUAGGAAAGCUCAGGAAUAUUGCUCCAGAGCAGCAAAAAAAAAAAAGUUUAAGGAUGGUAAUAACAUUCUCAUCGAUAUGGUCUUAACCACGACUCUGCAACAUAAGACCAACCACGAGACAUAAAGGGGCGGACAUUACCUGAAGUCUAGCGUCAUAGUUUGAUCAAAAGCCUCAUAGUCUAACAGAUACUAGGAAGCCUAAAUCCAGAAGUUGUAGUUAACCAUUCUGUUAAUUUAUCAACCCUAAGGUUCUUCCAAACCAAAAGGAUAAACAUCUAACCUACGCAUUCAAACUCAUAUUUUAACUUGCAUCAUAAUUUAGAAAGGAGUUCUCUACACCUACUAUGCACCAGAAUGCCUCUAUAGUGCUUCUGCGUUAAAUUGAUCUGCAUGUUGAGAGGCUUAAACUCUAAUUUGGGUUCAGAGGCAAGGUCUGUUGGCGAGGGAAAAACAGACAGUAGAGACGUUCUCGUUCAAGUUAAAACUUGGAGGUUAGUCUCAUCAAUUUUGGUCCUAGUACUGAAGGCUUCGGUAGGGUUCUAGCAAGGCCAGUAUUCCAACAGUAUUGAUGUAGAGCAACAAAAGAUUUCCCAGAAG
This is a messenger RNA of Linum trigynum, 3268 nucleotides long. Lineage: Eukaryota; Viridiplantae; Streptophyta; Magnoliopsida; Malpighiales; Linaceae. The record is from the annotation of a GenBank genome assembly.